Racocetra fulgida is the source of this 185-nucleotide messenger RNA. The record is from the annotation of a GenBank genome assembly. NCBI's taxonomy places the organism in Eukaryota, Fungi, Glomeromycota, Glomeromycetes, Diversisporales, Gigasporaceae.
CUCUAAUUAAAGAUACAACAAAUAAUCUUCCAAUACAACAUGAAGAACAAAACUUGUCUAAAGAAAAAGCUGAAAAUAAGAAAGUUCAAGUUUCUGAAAAUUUCAAAUUACUAUUAAGCCGAUUUGUUGACAAUGAUCAUCUUUCAGAAUAUAAAGAAAAGAGUAAUGCUUGUGUUUGGCGUUGA